Messenger RNA from Baudoinia panamericana UAMH 10762, 2313 nucleotides. RefSeq lists its product as uncharacterized. The record is from RefSeq and is a predicted model, not a curated record. NCBI's taxonomy places the organism in Eukaryota, Fungi, Ascomycota, Dothideomycetes, Mycosphaerellales, Teratosphaeriaceae. The transcript has a single exon. Bases 1 to 2313 code for a protein of 770 amino acids.
AUGAGCGCCGUCGAGAUACCCUCAGCAUCACCCAAGCGCAGAGCCUCACCUCCACCUCCACCACCACUUACCCAAAGCACUCAACACACUUCUGCCGCUCCAGCACCUACAAAAGCACCCUCACCCACCCCUCCCGCGCCCUCCGCCUCCUUCACCUCCACAAUCUCCACCCUCACCAGCGUACCCCCCAGCACCCAAUCCUCCAGCCGCCGCGUCAUCAAAGCCGGCCUCCAAGCCGUCACCAACUCCGACUCCGGCACCGACUCCAGCAACGAUGAUGACGACGACGAUGAUCUCGCCGACAUGAGCAUACUUCUCCCCGCGCGAAAGAGGCUCAAGAUGACCCCUCCGACAGGCGUAGGUGCCGACCAUGCGAUUGACGUGCCAGAUACCGUCGUCAACGUCAAAACGGGGGGAAAGAGGAAGUGCGUGAGGUUGUUGGAUCAGGGUGGAAAUAGCAAUACUCCACGUACUUGUCUGUCCACCCCGCCGCGGACAAUGGACUACAAGCACAGUCUGGCGCAUAUGGUGCGCGAGCAGAAGAAGCGGGCGCAGUUGGAUGCGAGGGUUGAGCGGGCGGAGGCCGCUGUUGCGGCUGCUGAGAAAGAACGGCAGGACAGGAUCGCUGCGGAGGGUGGUAAGGAUGUGGAAUCGAGAGGGCUGGCGAUGACGGACGAUGCGGAGGGAGGGGAGAGGAUGAUGCAGGCUAUGGCUCGCACGGAGGCGUGGAGGGAUGAGACGAGGUUCCAUUUCUUCACCGACCCUGGGGUAAGGGUGACGGAUGAGCCGUUCCCGAUCGCGGCGCUGCCGGAUGCGCCAUGGGUGGGGUUGUUGAGGGAUGACAGGGCGAGGAGGCAGGCGUGUCUGACUGGAUUUGUCGCGGAUGUUGCUGCGAAAGGCGUGCUGCCGGGGAAAGUUGUUCGGUGGUUCAUUCAUCAGCUGGUGCAUGAAUCGAGGGAGGAGCUUUGUGAAGCUUACCUUGGGAUUAUCGAGGGUGAUGCAGCAUCUGGGAGGUCAACGGCAGGCGAAGUUGCGGAUCUGAGGGAGUUGUUUCGUAUCACCUCGAUUGGCCAAGCUCGCCUCGCACAGCACGACACGGGCGCGUCUACACCUGCUUUGCGUGGACCACGACCAGCGAAGGAUCUACCCCCCGGCCUACGCCACGCCAUCCGCGCCGUGCAACUCACCAACCCGUCUCCUUCAUCAUUCACGGACCUAGCACUCCUAAACAUCGACCACCACGUCACGAAAACCAUACACCUCCGCUUAGCUAUCGCGGGCGCCAUCGGGAGUCUCCUCGAAGAGUCCACCAACGAUAGCGCUUACAUGGCCUCAAUCGUCGCGCAUGCGAUACAAUGCUUAGACGGGUUGACCCGCUUACUCCAAUGCCGCUUCAUCACCUCCUUACCCGCCACCACAACGACGGCGCGGGAGGUGAGGAGGAAGUUGGCGUUGUGGUGUGUCACUAAGUGGGAUAAGCACAAGAAACAGAAGGAGAAGGAGGAGUUGAAUUGUGCGCAUCCCAUUUGGGCCAAACGCAUACUGAAGACGCUGCAAAACGACCCGGACUUUCUAAUCUCGGAGUCAACAAAUUACGCCCUCCUGCACUCCCUGACGGAAGUCCUAGAUAUCGCUAUAGACGCCGGCUUCACGUCUUCCACCACCCCACCGCCAUCCAAGCUCUCAUUGCAAUCCGACUCGGCACUGCCACCGGUGUCGGCAGCGUUAGCACCCUCUACACCCUCAACCCGAUGCGCCCCAUCCAAUGCCAAUGGAGAAAUAGAAGUAUCCUUCAAUCGGCAAAUCGACGCCAUAACCACCGCCCUCAGGUCCCUCGCUGCCCGGAUCAAAGACGCGGGCGCCACGCAUUUGGCGCGGACGGAGUGUAAGGCGGCGAUUGAGCGGGUGGUCAUUCGAUUGGAGUGUUGUGUUAGGACGAAAUUAAAGGUGAGGAGGGGGGUUUUCGCUGGUGGGAGGGAGAGGGAGAGGGAGAAGGGGGCGAUGGAGGGGUUUGUUCGGCAUCUUGGUAAGGGUGAUCUGGAUGCGGUCGGGGAGGGGGUGAAUGUCAUAGACGAGGGUAAACUCGCGGGGGAGGGCGAGGAGGUCGUUGCAGCGGAGGAUGACGACGUAGAUGCACGGCCGAGUCGAGUCUUCCAUGCCGGAGAUGAUGGGUCAGCGGGUGUGGUGGAAGGCGCUGCGCCGUAUGAAGGCGAUGUGCCGAACGACAUGGCAAACGAAACGGUGACGGGUCAGGUGCGUGUACAGUCACCAAAGGCAUCCGGGAGUCAACUGGACGACGACGUGCGGCUGUAG